UUUCAACCGUGCCCGACGAUAGAGCGUCGGCGCCGCGACGGCGGGAGCACGCAGACGCAUCUGGACCGGCGUCGGUGACGUAGAAACGAGAAACUAGAGGCGAAAGCGAGAUCCGGAGGCAGACUCGUUCGUUUUGCCAGGUAACGUUCAGGCUACCCGCGGUGGUGACGACACACUCGAUCGCGGUCCUCCUGUCUGGAUCAACACGCAAGAAAUUGCUUGUAAUCACACGAGACAGGCAAUUACUGUGUCCACGCGUUACGCGAAUAAAUACUGGAGGCAUUUCAUCGAUCCUCCAGCGUAACAGGCGGGUCCGUUCUCCCACGUUCGCGACGCCGACUCGGGUCGCGCAAAUUUGGAGCGUCCAAACGAUCGAACAGAGAUGAUGUACCAUAAAGGGAUCGCGAACCACCUGUGAACCGAAUCGGAAACGCCAAGACAAGGAUGGUCUUUGAUGAUUACGGAACGUGCAUCCGCUUUUGUGAUUUCAACACUACAGUGUAAUGUUUGUAAGAUAAACAACAGAUUGUAAUUGUGUAAUUGUGUAACAGUUACAUUGGCGAACAUCAAAAGCAAGUGAUAGACAUUGUAAUCGAGAAGAGUGAGCUAACUCGUUCGUGAUAGAUUGAUGACUAAUUGGAAAAUCAAGGAUAACAGGCAUGAAAUACUUAAAAAUCGCGUUGUUCACGUUCAAUCUAUUAAUAUGGUUGGCUGGUUGUACGGUCCUCGUUAUAGGCGCGUGGUUACUUCUGGAGCCCAGCAAAGGACACAUCCUGAAUCUUUUCGUAUCUGAUAUUAAGCCGCACGAGACUAUCAAUCUGAUAGCUUACAGCCUCCUCGGGCUUGGCUUCAUCGUACUCACGGUUGGCUUCUUCGGUUGCCGCGCCGCGCUACGCGGAAAUCAAUGCAUCCUCGCCACCUACAUGAGCAUGUUGAUCGCGCUUAUCAUUACGGAAUUGGUGACGGCUGCGAUCGGCGGAUUGAUGACUUUCCAGAUCCUAUCGGAUCUGGAGGAAAGACUCUCCAAUAAACUAAAGGUGGAUUAUGGUCACGAUCCGAGCAGCGAUCUUCCCUUCAGCCACAGUUUGGACUUUGCGCAGUAUAAGUUUAAUUGCUGCGGUAUAUACGGCGAUGACGAUUACAAUGGCACUGCUUGGUGGAGGGACGCUCAAAUCUCGGGAAACAAGAGGCAGGUUCCCCUCACGUGUUGUGUUCUCAAAAAUAGCGAGAAUAAAAAUACAGGCAGCAGCCCAAUGAGCGUUGUAUCGAGGGUGUUUCACAAAAAUCUGAACGAGAAGCCAUGGCUGCAUCCGCAGCCUAAGGAUGAGGCCGCAUGUCAAGUAGAAGACGAAGAGGGUCACGAGGGAUAUAGGCAUAAAGAGGGCUGCCUUGGAAAAGUCACGAACUGGCUGCAGUGCGAGAGCUUCACAUUAGUAUUCCUCGGUAUGGCAAUGGCAGGAAUACAGACGUUCGGGAUAAUAACGUCCGCUUUCCUCUGCCGAACGAUAAGAGAUAUGCAGGAAGAAUGAUCCAGGAUUCGUAGUCUCAAUGAAGUAAAGAGAAUGUCGUGGCACGUCCAAUCUUUACAUUGACAACUUUGGGAGAAGAAACAUAUUUAUUUUAUAUCUUCGGUAUUGCUACUUGGAAGAUUGCCGAAAUUCGUUUCGGUUAUGUGAAUUGGGACAUUAAUCGGGAUUUGCAGCUAGGAAAUAUUGCGGGGAAGAAAGUAAUCUAAAUAUUUGUUCUAUUCCACAAGGUGUCUGUUCAUUGAGAACUUCGAAUCGAAAUAACAAUAAGUGCUACGCUUAAAUUUAGAUCGAUUUCCACUCCUGUGCGCGUUUUGCUGCCAUUCAGCAAUAAUGUGACCAAAAUACACCCUGCUGUACAUACAACUGUAUGCAUCUGUGUCGUGUUCAAUCUAACUAAUACUAAUAAAUAGCGAUGUUAUCGCUGGUGUUAGUACCUCACGACGACCAUCGGGGGAGUUUGGCUAGCAACGUGAAUUGUUAUCCAUGGCGUUCUUAUCGUCUUGUAAAUAUACUUGCCAAGAAGAAUGGAUAUAUGCGCUGCGUGCGUGAGAACUUUCGAGUUGUUUUCUUUUUUUGUGGAAAAUUUACCUAAUUUGAGAUGCAAAAUGAUUUUUCGCACAAAGUUGAUGCACAGAGUAUAUGAAUUUUUGAAGAAAUAUCAUAAUUUUUAACAAAUAAGAUAUUUAUGUGAGUAUAUUUAGGGGAGACUGAGGCUGAUUGAUGUAUUCUAUUAACAGACUGUUAAAUGAUGUUAGUAGUUCAAUAAAAAACGCGCGUUACAAUCAUAUGACGCUAAUCCGCUGUGACUGAAUUUGAUGAGUUUUCAAAGUACGUUUAACUAGCCUAGAUUCUUAACUAUAAAUCGAAUUAAAGA
This is a messenger RNA of Trachymyrmex septentrionalis, 2403 nucleotides long. Its product is annotated as tetraspanin-11-like. Gene Ontology annotation, cellular component: membrane. The coding region runs from base 660 to 1529 and encodes 289 amino acids. The transcript has 9 exons. Lineage: Eukaryota; Metazoa; Arthropoda; Insecta; Hymenoptera; Formicidae. The record is from RefSeq and is a predicted model, not a curated record.